Messenger RNA from Synchytrium microbalum, 807 nucleotides. RefSeq lists its product as uncharacterized. The record is from RefSeq and is a predicted model, not a curated record. Lineage: Eukaryota; Fungi; Chytridiomycota; Chytridiomycetes; Synchytriales; Synchytriaceae. Bases 1 to 807 code for a protein of 268 amino acids. The transcript has 4 exons.
AUGGCAUUCGUAACAUUAAAAUACGGAGCGGGAGAAGAAAUGCUCCUAAAUCCAAAUUGCAUGGCAUCGGUGCUUCUAAAUCAUAUCAAAAAGAAUGCCGAUGUAAUCAAGUCCGUGGGUGCUAUACACGAACCCAUCGACAUUGCGACUGAAUCUGGCGAAGUCGUAGAUCUCAUGGGUAAAGCACGGGAAUAUGCAAAGAAAUAUGUAGAUCCGAGAGCUACGUAUGUGCUGGUUAAGAUCGUUGGAGCGGACGAAUCUGGAGAGGCUGAAGCACAAUACAUACCAUUAUGUGAUCAGCUGGGAGAAAGAGUCAAAUUCAUGUUGGCAUCAUCCCGCCAAAAGAAACGCGGUGGACACGGAGCACCCUCAAUAGCCUCAGACCGGACAGGCACAGACCGUGACGUACCCGACAACCUCUCACCCAACAGAGCAGCUGCAGGUCGAAACCGUGCCAAGAGCAACAGAAUAGACGGAAUGCCAAUAUCAACCACAGUCCCAGCUUCAACGGCAUUGCCUUCACCUUCCGGGAACUUGUCUGGUACAAUACCACCAUCACCAUCGUUAAAGACGCAGGCAUUGGGAUCUAGUAACGCGUUUGCAGCUGCCGGGUCAAGAGAUGUGUUGAAUUCGCCGCCGACUGGUGGUGGUGGGUUGAGUGGGGAGAGGGCGCCUGUUGUUGUGCAGGCGAGUAAGGACGGGAAGGGUGGGAAACAGCCAGUGGCCAAAAAACGAGGUACAGCUGCGUUGAAUGGAUUUGGUUAUACGGAUUUGGACCCUAAUUCAUUUCUACCAUUAGAUGCGUAG